AUGCUUGGCACGGCUAUCGCCAGAAAUAAGCCACUGGUGGCCGCCGGGCUGGACUCCAUCGCAACAACAGAGUUUGCUAGCACUCUCACAAAGCGAUUGAACACGGAAUUGCCGCAGACACUGCUCUUUGACUAUCCUACUAUCAAGGUUGUCUCAUCAAAUUUCAUGGCUGGCUUCAAUACUCAAGAGGUGGGUGAGAUAAUCUCGGCGUCGCUGGUUGACGUGCUUGGCACGCUUAUUGUUUGUAGUAGGCCAUUGAUGGCUGCUGGACUGGACUCCAUUGCUGCUACAGAGUUAGCAAGCAUGCUGAGAGCACGACUCAACACUGAACUUCCGCAGACGCUGCUGUUCGACUAUCCGACAAUUGAGUCAGUGGUAGGCUUUAUUUCCAAUGUGGUCGUUGAAGGACACAUGGUGACCUCUUUUGAGGUUGUUGCUCGAACGUCGACCGAGGCGAUUGUUUCUGAAGAGUCGAGUAUCGCAACGUCCAUGUCAAUGGCAUUCUCAUUUGCCCUCCCAGGCUUUCGAAGCACAGAUAUGGGAUUCGAGCGCCUUGUUGUGCUUGGUCUUGCGACGAGCUCGAGAGUGCCUAUGAUCGUAGUAUUGGAAACGAGCUAUUCUGCGCUCUGCGAGUCAAACUCCCGCCAGGAGCUCGCAAAUAUGCCAGUCGGAUUCUUUUUGGGCUUCGGGGGUGUGCUCUGGAGCGGGGGCGUGGAGAAGACGGAAGCUAGCAAGAAUGAAGCACCUACGGUGUACUCGGGGACUUCUGGGGCUCUCUCAGUAGCAUCUGGACGAGUUUCGUUCAUGCUCGGCUUGACGGGUCCCUGCAUGACACUCGACACGGCAUGCUCGUCUUCACUCGUGGCCGUACAUCUAGCGAUAUCAGCCAUUCGACUCCUGGAAUGCCCGAAAGCUGCGGCUGCAGGAGUUGGAAGGCUCACACCGAUGGUAUGCUCUCUGCCUUGGGUUGAUGCCACACAUUUGACCGCCGUGCCGAUGGGUACUGCCGCGGCAGGUGCCGCUAUUGGAGCAUUGUGUGUGAAUUCAAAGUUGGUACAAUGCGCAUCCCUGAAGUCGAACAUGGGCCACCUUGAGCCAUCUGCAGCUGCAGCGGGCUUGGUGUCUCUUCUCCUCGUGUCUCUUGAGGCAUGCAUGAUUUCAGUGAACGCGCAGCUAGACCGGUUGAAUGUCCAUCUCUCCUCGAUCACGCAAUCUUCGUCAUUUGAGAUGCCUGUCUGCCUAAUUCCACAAGCGACACAUGCGAGCGUGAGAUCUCAAUAUCGUGGAUACAGCACAGAGAUAUGUAAGAUUUUAUCAACUUCUGAGUCGAUUAUAAUUAUCAUUGGUGUCGCCACCGUUGCGACUUCACCUGUCGACGUCUCUAGAAUUCAUAAGUGCCAGCAAGAAGUUGAUCACGGAUCCUGA
Aureococcus anophagefferens is the source of this 1425-nucleotide messenger RNA. RefSeq lists its product as hypothetical. Bases 1 to 1425 code for a protein of 474 amino acids. The record is from RefSeq and is a predicted model, not a curated record. Gene Ontology annotation, biological process: fatty acid biosynthetic process. NCBI's taxonomy places the organism in Eukaryota, Pelagophyceae, Pelagomonadales, Pelagomonadaceae. The transcript has 8 exons. Gene Ontology annotation, molecular function: fatty acid synthase activity; 3-oxoacyl-[acyl-carrier-protein] synthase activity; phosphopantetheine binding.